AUGGACACCGACGAGCGGCGGAAGCUGUUUCUCAAACGCAAGAUAGACUUGUUACAACAUGACAGCGAUCUCUUCAGCAAGGUUCUCAAGACUCUUCGGGACGGUAAAAGAGAGAGGAUUUCUGACCUACUUGCCCUCGUGCGCAGUGAUGCCUCCCUUAGCGAAAUUAGGAUCCUUGUCGCUGAAAAGCUCACCGAAACAUCUCUAUCCGAGGAUUGCUCAGUAGUUGAGAAAUUGCACUCCCAGGCAGAAGAAAAAGAGAUGACAACGGCCAAGAGUCGCCACAAAGCAUUAGAUAUUGAAUGGCUGUCAGACAUACCUGUUCUUCAAGUCCCGACACACCCAUGGACGAACAUCACCCACGACGAAGAUUUCGUUCUACGCCAGUGCCAGUUUCAUGGGAAAGGAUGA
Penicillium waksmanii is the source of this 411-nucleotide messenger RNA. RefSeq lists its product as uncharacterized. The coding region runs from base 1 to 411 and encodes 136 amino acids. Lineage: Eukaryota; Fungi; Ascomycota; Eurotiomycetes; Eurotiales; Aspergillaceae. The transcript has 3 exons. The record is from RefSeq and is a predicted model, not a curated record.